Molecule: messenger RNA, 501 nt
Organism: Ostreobium quekettii
Lineage: Eukaryota; Viridiplantae; Chlorophyta; Ulvophyceae; Bryopsidales; Ostreobiaceae
Source: the annotation of a GenBank genome assembly
AUGCGGCGCACCGAAUUGCGGAGGGCGCCCCCAUGUGGACGGUUGAAAUUUGAGAUUUGCAUGGAUGCCGCCGCCGCGCGGAUCAAGCGAAUCGCCGCAAUUUGCCGAGCUCCGCGGCUGUCCUCCGCCCUCGCGCAACAGCUGGGGCGCAAGGCGCCCAAACUUACGUCGUUGUGCGGCGUCAAGGCCCUGCUGCUCUCGAAGCUGCUGGGGAAGAAGAAGGUCGCCCCCACCGUGGUGCCCAAGGUCAUCGCCAAGCCGGCUGCCGUCGCCAGGGUGACUGGAGCCGGGAAACCGGUGUAUCCGCCGCCGAUGCCCGGACAUUACGAGACUGCCGCCGCCACCAAGACCGCCCUCCUGGGCUCCGCCGUGGACGCCGCAGGCACGACGGCCACGGCCGUCGUCGACGCCAAGACCAGUGUCGCCAAGACCGGCGUGUCGGCCCUUGGCACCGGCAAGGGCCUCAUCGGCAGCACCAUCGACAAGCUCCUCUCCGGCUAG